AUGACUGACUGGGUUGACUUGUGCAGCAAAAAGCUAGAACGUGCAGAGCAGCUGAUCGGGGGCCUGGGAGGUGAGAAAACCCGAUGGAGCAACUCUGCGCUAGAGCUUGGGCAUCUGUACAUCAACCUGACAGGUGAUAUCCUCAUCUCCUCAGGGGUUGUUGCCUACCUGGGAGCCUUUACAUCUAACUACAGACAGAAUCAAACCAAGGAGUGGUCACAGUCGUGUAAAGAAAGAGACAUUCCCUGCUCCGAUGAUUACUCUCUUAUGGGUACACUGGGAGAGGCCGUGACGAUUCGAGCUUGGAAUAUCGCUGGGUUACCCUCUGAUUCUUUCUCCAUUGAUAAUGGGAUCAUUAUAAU
Molecule: messenger RNA, 362 nt
Organism: Mus caroli (Ryukyu mouse)
Lineage: Eukaryota; Metazoa; Chordata; Mammalia; Rodentia; Muridae
Source: RefSeq, a predicted model, not a curated record